Messenger RNA from Drosophila eugracilis, 2782 nucleotides. RefSeq lists its product as uncharacterized. The record is from RefSeq and is a predicted model, not a curated record. NCBI's taxonomy places the organism in Eukaryota, Metazoa, Arthropoda, Insecta, Diptera, Drosophilidae. Bases 89 to 2614 code for a protein of 841 amino acids. The transcript has 6 exons.
CAGCGCUGGCUGCUCAGAAAAGGUACCGCUCAGUUCGAAAGGAGCAGCAGGUGAAACAAGAUUCACAACGAAAACGAAAUACCCUACCAUGAAACCACAACAGCUUCUGGCAGCAGCUGCCUGCCUGGGUGUGGUCCUCAUCCUGGGGACACAAGCACAGGAGAACGCAAUGCUGCAGAUUCCCCCCUCACUGAUCGAGUGCUACAACACGUCGUACUUCAUGAAUCGGGAUAAUCGCCUUCCGGCCAACAUGGACACGCUCAUCUCGCUUAUCGAGAAGGUGGAAAACAGCUACGCCGCCACUUCAGGUGUCCAAGCCGACAUCCGCACCGUGGCAGUGUCCUUGUUGCAUCGCUUUCGUCAGGACGGCAUAAGAAAGGCGGCGGGAAUCAAUGUCGUUGAUGGCGUCAUACCGUACAGUCCGACAGGCUUUCAGUUUCCCAAAUUUAAAAUUCUGCUGUCACGGCUGAUUCCGGGCAAUGCCAACAGCUUCCCCAACAGUUCUCUAACCAGCGUUGAGCGGUGCUCCCUUCACUUCAUGCUGUCGAGUACUUUUGACACCAGACCGCGUGGCGAUGAAAACACCGUGUGCAACCAGCUUUCCCAGUACCGGGCCCAGCGACUGCCGCGGUCCCUAAAGACUGAUUACGAAAACAACUUCAUAGGCGAUGUUGAAUUGCUGGAGUCCCGCGCGAAACGAGGACGGAUGUCCUCCGCCCCCAUGUCUAAGUCCGAACAGUACGGCGAACUGGACUACGAAUCCGACUGGGCCUACGCCGGCACGGAAAUCAGCCAGUGCCCCGUUGAAGAUGGCCUUGUUCGGACGCGCUGGGGAACUGUAUCAGCAGGCACUGUGAUUGCCGGCAUCGCCGCUGGUGUUCAGCAGCAAUCAGUCCAGGUGAACACCCUGCUGGCUCUUGCCUCCCAGCGACGAGCACGUGGUCGCACCAUGUCCCAGACAACCAACUCCAUUGACAACAGGUGGGCCGCGACUCUGGCCGGGGAUUUGGCUGAGGUCGCGUUGGUCCAGCUUCCGGGGUCGAGCAGUGCGGCUUCUGUCGGAGCUACUGGCGGAUGGAAUGACACAGUUCUGCCCCACUGGUACUUCCUGUCGCAGCGCAACAGCCUUGAGGCAACUGACGCCGAGAUCCGCGGCGGACUUGAUGGCCUGAUUCUGGCGAAGAACGUGGCCACUUGGAGAACUCAGGCAUCGAGCCUCAAGCUUUCCCAAUUGCUACGCAUGUACUACUCCACAAACGGAGUCCUCAGUUCCGGAAUAAAUGCAUGCAGCAGGCAGAGCCAGUUCACGAAUGUGGCACCAUCGCAGGAAAUGGAGGACCAGACGAGCGCCUUUGCCCAGGUUCUGGAUCGGGAGAUGCAGCUGAAAGUCACAUUACAGCAGUCCGCUAUUCCGCAAUUUGCCGGUAACGCCACCGUAGCACUGGUGACGUAUGUGCCGCAAUCCUUGAACGACGUGUCCUGCACGGCGACCACCAAUCAGGACUUGACGGACGUCAUAACUCCGAUGACCAACCUGUACAUUUUCUUGGAUACCUCCUGGCAGUACAGCACCAUUGUUGACUAUGUGGCGUAUGUCAUCCAGCAGUUGAAUAUCCAUCCCUAUGCCAGCACAGUCACCAUGCUCUCGGCACAAGACGGGUCCGUCAUCGUGAACACCACCAACUACAUCACGGAUGUCUACCAGCAAUGGAACGUCACAACGCAUGCCACAUAUACGCAAGGAUUCAGCCUGCCCAAUGUGCUGCGAACCAUUCAGAACCUUACCCAGAACCUUAUGAAUGUGGAAAAGACCAAUUCGAGCUUGAGUGGUCACUCCCUGGUAGCUCUAAUCAUUCCCAAUCAGCAAACCGUCAAUGACGGCGACUCCAGCUACGCCACUACGGAAAUCCAGUACAUUCAGGAGCAGAUUCCGGACUUGCGCUUUAUUUACUACGGCGGAGGAAGCAUCCAGAGGUUUUCGAGCUUCGUCCGCGAUCCCUCCCAGGAUCUGUUCUCCCUUACAGUGGGCAGUACCGCGGCUACCUCGGCGGGACCUGUGGCAAAGCGCAUUAUCCAGAUUCCUCGACGCGUUAUCAACCCCCGUUGUGGGUCGACCUGGUACACCAACAGCUGGGGCACUGACCAAACAGCCCAGUUCGUGGGGCCCGGCAAGGUCAACUUCUACCGAGUCUCUGCUAACUAUUUCUUCGGAACUGGAGCGAACCGCUACUUCACCAUCCAGUCCCAGAACGGAGGAAGCUACACCAUUUGCUCCUCCCGCACCUAUGCGUGGCCGCAGCAAAACUCAACUACCAGUUCCUCGGGAACCACCAUUGAUCAGAGUUGCACUCAGAUAAGUGGAAAUAGUUACAGUUACGAUCUUUCGAGCGCAUGCAAUGGGUACUACACCAUCACCCAGUGUCCGGACUUGUACGUGUCCGUGCAAGCCACCUCGAACACCACAUCCUGCACACAGGAUGCCUGCCAGACCCCCGACCAGUGGCGGUACAUCAUGUCGAUGGUCAACAUGGGCUGCUACAGCGGAGUCUCUGGCCUAGCGGCCAGCCUGCUGACCAUCCUGCUCGCCCUGUCGGUUCACAGGUUGAUUCAGUGAUCGGAGGCUAGUGUAUGGUAGUUAUAGUGGUGCAGCGGCAGAGUCCGAAGCGCACCUUCCCGUCCCCCAGCACAAGAACUAUUUGUCGUUUAACAUUAAUCUUAUACUUCUUCUUAAAUAAGCUGUAUGUUCCAGAGAAACAGUCCUGAAUAAACUUCCCCAUUCUAA